Messenger RNA from Diuraphis noxia (Russian wheat aphid), 1347 nucleotides. Its product is annotated as DNA-directed primase/polymerase protein-like. Gene Ontology annotation, molecular function: DNA-directed DNA polymerase activity; chromatin binding. Gene Ontology annotation, biological process: response to UV; mitochondrial DNA replication; error-prone translesion synthesis. Gene Ontology annotation, cellular component: mitochondrial matrix; nucleus. The record is from RefSeq and is a predicted model, not a curated record. NCBI's taxonomy places the organism in Eukaryota, Metazoa, Arthropoda, Insecta, Hemiptera, Aphididae.
AUGUCAAGUAUAACUACUAAGGCGUUUUACGGUUCAUCAAAACGUAGUUCGUUCCAUUUAAUACCAUCAACAUCUACAUCUAAAAAGGUUAGACGAGAACCAUGCCAUUUAAUUAAUGUUAAACGAUUGCUGGGACCUCCAAUUGGCUGGAAAAACUUUCCCAGGCAACAAGAAGCACUAGACUAUGCGAGAACUAAGUCAAAUGGUUGUAUGUCCUUUACAUAUGAACAAAGUAAUGGUCAACGAUAUUUUAUGGUUGCUCAUCCUGAAACCUUUUGGUACUACGACUCUCGUAAACCACAAAAUGAAAGACAUACUUAUGAGAUCAUACCAGAAAAUGAUCCAUGCAAAUUAUACUUUGAUUUAGAAUUUAAUCGAAAUGAAAAUCCAGAAUCAAAUGGCAUAAAAAUGUUAGAAACCUUUGUCAAAAUUAUUAUUAUGUUUAUCAAACAAAAAUUUGAUAUAGUGUGCAAAGAAGAAGAUGUUCUUGAUUUAGAUUCAUCCACUGCAGAAAAGUUUAGUCAUCACUUGAUCUUUCAAUCCAUUGUAUUCUCUAAUAAUUGCCAAGCCGKCUAUUUUGUUAGAUUUAUAUGCUGUGAAAUAAAAAAGUUUUUKUCAGAAGAUCACUGUCUAGAAGAUAAUGGAUGUUUUUACAGUGGGAUAACUACCAGAGAUCUUAUAAGUUUAAAAAUUCAACAAGGAUUAUUUUGUGAUGAAAGUGUGUAUUCAAGAAACAGACAUUUUAGAUUAUAUAAGUCAUCAAAAUUUAAAAAGAAUAUUCCAUUAGUCCUGAGCACUAUUAACAAGUUUAAACUUCCUGAAAUGGCUCAUUGUGAGGACUGUUUUGAUAAACAAAUAUUCCUAAAGUCYUUAAUAACAUUUGGUUGUGAUAAUAAUGUAUUAUUGAAUUUCACAAAUGUGACAAGUCAAAUUGUUGCAGAAUUACAUGACCGGGUACAUCUUAAUAAUAAAAAUCAAGGUGCAUGUCAGUCAUCUUAUAAAAGUUCUCCUUUUCCGAAAAUAGAUAAGUUUAUCUCCGAUCUUGUAUUUCCUGGAAACAUUUUCAAAAACCAUUAUUUUCCUUCAGUCAACAAAUUAGUUUACAGUAUUGUUAAAAACCGUUAUUGUGGAAAUGUUAAACGGCAACACAAAAACAAUAAUGUUAAGUACAUAGUGGAUUUGAAUGAAAUGUAUUGGUAUCAAAAAUGUUACGAUCCUGACUGUGAACAGUAUCGAUCAAAUGGCACUAAGUUACCAAAUGAAAUUUGUUUUGAGUAUGCAAAUCAUACAGUUGAUGAUUUAUCGGAUAGCCAAUUACUAAAAGUCGCAGAUGCUGUUCAAUUAUAA